Messenger RNA from Tricharina praecox, 2369 nucleotides. RefSeq names its product Metallo-dependent phosphatase-like protein. Gene Ontology annotation, biological process: nucleotide catabolic process. The transcript has 8 exons. The record is from RefSeq and is a predicted model, not a curated record. Lineage: Eukaryota; Fungi; Ascomycota; Pezizomycetes; Pezizales; Pyronemataceae. Bases 443 to 2290 code for a protein of 615 amino acids. Gene Ontology annotation, molecular function: hydrolase activity.
CGAAAAGUUGUUGCUUCUACACAGCUGCGGCCUGUCUUGUAUCACCCAUAUGCACAACGACAAAGACCCCCGCAGAUCAAUCCCAUCAAGACCAGAACCGGCGAAUCCAAGAGUGGCUAUUGGCUGGAGGCAGCUUGAAAUUUUAAUAUCGGUGACUGCGGCAGAUCGGUCAGGUCAAUGCUUGCCAUUUACUCUAGGGCUGCAGUCGGACCCUAUUCUGUGUACCGGCGUGCUAGUGAGCGUCCACGGCGGCCAGAUCAUUAGCUGCAACAGUCCGCUUGCCUCAUCCGCGGCCUCAGCCAGGUACUCUACAGGGACCUGUUCCUCAAAGACAUAAAUUGGCUGUUUCCGUACCUUCUUUCCACAGAUUCGAUUUAAUCGCUUCUCUAGAUACUCGGAACCUUGAGCUUACCUGCCCCGCGUUUUUUUACCCCACCAUACCAUGCCUAGCGAAAACGCUCCCUCCUCCGUCACGCACGCCUCCGGAGCUGCAGAUGAUGGCGCUCCCGAUCUCCGUCUGCUCCACUACAACGACGUCUACCACAUCGACCAAGGCUCGAAAGACCCCGUCGGCGGCGCGGCGCGCUUCGUCUCUCUCGUGACGCACUACCGGUCCUCGCCCACGUACACCUCACAGCCGGAGCUACUAACCUUCUUUUCCGGCGAUGCAUUCAACCCGUCCCUCGAGUCCUCAGUGACCAAGGGGCGGCACAUGGUUCCGAUCCUGAACGCGAUCAAAACUUCCGUGGCAUGUCUGGGCAACCACGAUCUCGACUUCGGCGUCGAGCAGUUCGGCCACCUCAGGGAUCUGUGCAACUUCCCGUGGCUGUGCGCGAAUGUCGAGGAUCCCGCGCUCGGCGAGGGCGUGAGUAUUGCGGGGCUGCCGAAGACGGUUAUGCUACAGGCUUCAAAUGGGAUUAAGGUCGGCGUCAUUGGACUCGUCGAGAGAGAGUGGCUCGAUACUAUCAACUCCCUGCCACCGGGACUCGUCUAUACCAGUGCGGCGGUGGCGGCGAAGAAGUGGGCGCCGGGGCUGCGCGAGCAGGGCGCUGAGAUUGUUAUUGCUGUCAGCCAUAUGCGUGAACCGAAUGAUAUCAAACUGGCCAAUAACAUCCCGGAGGGCCUUAUUGAUAUCGUCCUUGGAGGACACGAUCACCAUUACGCUCAUGAGGUCGUCAAUGGUUGCCAUAUCAUCAGAUCUGGUUGCGACUUCAGGCAGCUCUCCUAUAUUGAGGCGCGCAAGAAGAGCAGUACCGAUCCUGACGCUACGGGUUGGCACUUUGACAUCGUGCGGCGGGAUAUCACGAGAGAUGUGCCUGAGGAUCCUCACACUGCUCACAUCGUCAACAAGCUCACAGUCGGUCUGAAAUCAAAGCUUGCGAAGCCCAUUGGCGUGAGCAUGGUGCCUUUGGAUGCUCGGUUCAGCACUAUCAGGUGCAAGGAAUCGAACUACGCCAACUUUGUGUGCGAUCUGAUGAGGUUCUACUACAACACCGAUUGUGCGAUGAUGGCCGGCGGAACCAUGCGAGGAGACCAGAUCUAUCCCCCCGGUGUCAUGAAGCUCGGCGACAUCAUCAACUGCUUCCCGUUCGAAGACCCGGUGGUCGUGGUUAGACUACCCGGAUCGUCGAUUGUCAAGGCCCUCGAGAACGGUGUUUCGAAGUUGCCGGCGUACGAAGGCCGCUUCGCCCACGUAUCGGGAAUCAAGUUCACCUACGAUUCUUCUCUUCCAGAGGGUUCUAGGGUCUUGUCUUGCAAGAUCGGAGAGGAUGAUGUUGUACCGGACAAGAAGUACACCCUUGCAACCAGGGGCUACAUGAGCCGAGGAAAGGACGGAUACGAGGCCCUAUCCGUAGAGCAGGGAGCGGAGAGCGUCGUGGACGACGAGAGCGGAGUGCUGAUCUCGAUGGUGCUCCGGCAAUACCUCCUAUCGCUCAAAGUGAUCGGGAAGUGGUCUCGUGGCGGCUUCUACCGCAAGUUCUUCGGGCCCAUGAAGAAGGACAUGAGCGCGAAGGGAAGUCUCGUGCAGUCAUCGGAAGCAGCCCAGCACGAGGAUCUCGACGACGACGACCAGACCAGUGGAAGCGAGAUCGAGAACGACGAGAUCGAGCGCGAAGACGAUGACGCACCGAAGGCGGCGCAAUCGGAUGAGACCGACCAUCUUAAGAUGAAAAUGGGCACGAAGUGGGCACGCCUGGCGAAAGUUGGUUCGAGCACUCAGAAUGUCGACUGGACUAGUGCUAUCUCGCCCGCGGUCGAGGGGAGGAUUGUCGAUGUCAGGCAGGAGUGAUUUACGUCUGUAUAGUACUCUAGUCAUGCAAUACCAAUACGCUCUGUAGCCUAUCAUGAGAUGGUGAAUUGAGGCUUGG